CACUAUCAAGAAGAAAAUAAAUAAAAUAGGGGAAUCUUUUACGUCAUAAUUGUAAAUGUGUAAUUAGAUUUAGUUUAAGGUUUUGUUAGUUUGUUAUAUAUAGGAAUCAUAAUGGGGCAAGUUAGAGCGGAUAUCUCGAUGUUCAUAUCCGUCUCAUGGCAGGUCGGAUAUUUUGUAUGGGCACGGGUCGGUGCAGGUCUAUAUAGAUGGUAUGUACUUUGAAUGCAAAAUACAAGAAACAAUAAUUAUUUUCUUCAGUAAAAAAAUCGAGAAGCAAACUAUGACACUAUAAUUGUAGUUAUAUUAAUAUUCACAAAAUUGAGGUUUUUACCUAUUUGCAACUUUAUUAUAGCUAAAAAUAUUAUAUAAAAUCUCAAAUAAUUUAAACAAAAUUACAUAUAAUUUAGAUUAUACAUAUUAAUUAAUUAAUAUGUAUAAGUGAAAUAAAUGAUAAGUUUCAUGAAUUAACUAGUAGGCUGUUGCUUAGGCAGUUAUUCUAUCAAUAAAUCAUUACAGUUAUUUGCUGUUGGGUGUAGCACUCUUCUAAUAUGGAGUUACCAUAAAAGUUUCACCAUAGAAUGUUGCAUGCUAAAACAAUUUUUGUAUGGUGAAUCUUUUUUUCUUAAGUUCUGGAGUUCCAGGAUCCACUUGGUCAAAUAAAAAUGAGAAUGCAUAUGCGGAUGAGUUUAGUAAAUAUGGGUAGGAUAAAACUUGAAGACCUCACAAACUACAAAAUUCAAUUAUCUCCUUGAUAAUGAAAGCAGAUAAUUUUUUUAAGUCAACAAAAUGUUUUUUUUAGUAAAUAUGGGUAGGAUAACAUUUUUUAUAAUGAAUAGUAGGAUACCAUUUUUGGUUUAUUAGAUAAACCCUUUAACAGAAGUCUAAAUUAGUUAUACAACCGAAUAAACAAUGAUUUGAUGAAUAACUUUAUAAUUCAAUUUGUAUUGGAAAAAAUGUAUAGAACCCCAUUUACUCAAAUUCGGAAUGCAGCAUUGCCAAGCCUCUUUCACUUUUUCUGAAGCUAUCAAGAAAUAAAGAAUAUAAUUUUGUCAUUAUUCUUAAAAGUUUACAAAUCAUAUAAUUAAUAAAUAAAUAUAUUAUUAUAAAUAUAUAAAAACUAUUAUUCACGAAUGAAUACCACUCUUCAGGGCCGGCCAAGAGGGUGUGCUGGCCCGCCCUCCGGCACAGGGCCUCUGAAUAUUAGGGGCCUCCACUUAAAUUCGUUAGUUAUCGAUCGAAUAUUGCAGGUUGUUUUUUUAGUGUAUGAUUGAUAGAUUAUGAAUAUGAUGACGAAUUUAAUAGAUAAUUUUAGCUAUAAUAACAAUUGAAAAAGAUCUCAUGGAGAAUACGAAAAUCAGAGAGAUAAUAGAUAAUUUUAAUUUAAACAAUAAAGAAAGAUAUUAUAUUUUAAAUAAUGGUAUUAUAAUCAUUUUAGUUUUAUUAUAGUUAAAAGUCAAUUUGGAUCAUGUCUCAAUUUUGGAAUAGGGCCUACACGAUCCAUUAGAUAGACCCGCACCCACCUCUCGAUCAAUUUAUAUUAUUUUCAUUUCUCCAUUCAAUUUUUGCUCUAUAUCCAUUUUCUGUUCCCUCCAGAUUUACCUUUCUCCCUCCUUGCUAGGAGUGAGAAUUUAGUCUUGGUUUCUUGGUCAAACAGGAAGUGAGAUUGUUUAUUCAUUUUGAAAUCAUUUUCUGAACUUAUGUACUUUAUAAUUAUUUAAUAAAUUUAUUGAGAAAAAAAUUAGGGGCCACAUGUUAAAUUUUCGAACAAGGCCUCCAAAGAUCAUGGGACGGCUCUGCCACUCUUUAUUCCACACGGUCGAGGAAGUUUCUAGUGUCUUCCCCUUGGGGCGAAUGUAGCCAGCCCACGAAAAGUCGUCCACUUCUCCGCUUACUGACCACCUUUGGGCCCAGGCCUAGGCCCCCAGUAGCCCAACUUCUUCCACAAUUUGGUCAACACUAAGUCUUCUUCCUCUCUAACUUGUAUGAUUCCUUUACGCGGCACUGUCACUUCCGCAGAACUUUCCGGUGAGACACGACGCCCUGAUCAAUUCUUUUGAUCAGAAUAAAGAGAAGCCGGAAAUGUUAAUUUUACAGAGGAAAAAACAAAAGCUCGCUCCCACCGAUGACAACAAGAUUCGGAUUGCAUUCCUUCUUGUCCCUUCUCUGCUUCAUCUUAUUAACGUUUUCCAGUAGCGCACAGCAACAAGACACUCUCACGAUCGGCCAAUCACUAACCGACGGCCAGUCCCUAGUCUCAUCCGGCGGCAGCUUCCGGCUGGGCUACUUCCGGCCGGAAAAUUCCAGCAGCCGGUAUUUGGGGAUUUGGUACGGCGCCAGAGUACCGACUCAAACGGUCGUAUGGGUAGCCAACAGAGGAGCUCCGAUUUCCGACACCGGCGGGUUCCUCAACCUCACCAGGGAAGGAAUCCUCGUCCUCUCCGACGGCGACCGGAACAACCUCGCCGUCUGGUCCUCCAACGUGACCAGAAGAGUGUCUCCGACGAGUGGAUUCGUUGCCCAGCUCCUGGAAUCCGGCAAUUUGGUUGUUAGAGACGCCGCCGACGAGAACCCGGACAACUUUUUGUGGCAGAGCUUCGACUACCUCACCAACUCGUUGCUCCCGGGGAUGAAGAUCGGGAGAAACCUGACGUCCGGUCUGAACCGGACGAUGAGGUCGUGGAGGAGCGGGGAGGAUCCCGCGGAGGGUGACUUCUCCGUCCUCAUCGAAACGGAGGGUUACCCUCAGCUGUUGGUACGGAGGGGCACCGCGAUCCAGUUUCGUGCUGGAUCGUGGAACGGCCUCCGUUUUACUGGGGUUCCGUCCCUGAACCCCAGUCCGACUUUCUCGUUCGAGUACCAGUACGACGAGGGGGAGGAAGUUUACUUCAGGUUCGCGGUGCCCAACAACACGGUCGUGUCUAGAUACGCGAUCUCAACGUCCGGGUUGCUCCAGCAUCUGACGUGGAGCAACCGGACGGGGGAGUGGAUAGUGAUAGGCACGGCCCAGGGGGACCGGUGCCAGAACUACGGGUUGUGUGGGACCUACGCGAGUUGUUACGGGUCCCGGGCCCCGGCCUGUGAGUGUCUUACCAGCUUCAGCCCGAGGAACCCGAGCGACUUUAGCCGGUCGGCGUGGGAAGAAGGGUGCGUCAGGAGGACUGCGCUGGCUUGUAAUUCGAGCGAUGGAUUCAUCUUGCAUUCGAGUGUCAAGCUGCCGGACACGGCCGUGGCGCGAUGGAACCGGACGAUUGGGCUGGCGGAAUGUCGGAGGUUGUGCUUGGGGAACUGUUCUUGUACCGGGUAUUCUAGCUUGGACAUAAGGAAUGGCGGGAGCGGGUGCUUGAUGUGGUUCGAUGAUCUGAUUGACAUUCGAGAACUGGCGGAUCGUGGGCAGGAUUUGUACGUCAGGGUGGCUGGGUCGGAAAUACGAGCAGCAAUUCAAGGAAAUCAAGGGAGAACGGUCAUCAUGAUCGCCUCAGUAGUUUCGUCACUAGUGGCUUUGCUAGUCAUUUUAGGGAUUCUGCUUUAUGCUAGAAAAAGGAAACUUGAGCAAAAAGAAACACCCAAGACAAAUGAAGAGAUGGAUCUACCGACAUUUGAUUUGAGCACCAUAGUGGAUGCCACAAAUGACUUUGCAAUUGGCAAUAAGCUUGGAGAAGGUGGAUUUGGACCCGUUUACAUGGGUAAACUUCCCGAAGGGCAAGAAAUUGCGGUGAAGAGACUCUCAACGAGCUCGGGACAAGGGAUGAGCGAGUUCAAGAACGAGGUCAUUUUAUUUGCCAAACUCCAACAUAGAAACCUUGUUCGGUUGUUGGGUUGUUGCAUUCACGAGGAUGAGAAGAUGUUGAUCUACGAAUACAUGCCCAACAAAAGUCUAGACUUCUUCAUUUUCGACGAGACUCAAAGGAAACUAUUGAACUGGCAAAGACGGUCGAUAAUCAUUGACGGGAUCGUUCGAGGCCUGCUUUACUUUCACCAGAACUCCAGGUUGAGGAUCAUCCAUCGAGAUCUGAAAGCCAGCAACAUCCUGCUCGACAAGGAGCUGAGGCCUAAGAUAUCCGACUUUGGCCUCGCGAGUACGUUCGGAGGAGAUCAAACAGAGGGCGAAACAAAAAAAGUCGUGGGCACAUUUGUCUAUAUGUCUCCGGAAUACGCGGUGGACGGUCUCUUCUCGGUCAAAUCCGACGUGUUCAGUUUCGAAGUCCUGGUUCUUGAGAUAGUGAGCGGUAGGAGGAACCGAGGGUUCUAUCACACCGACCACGACCUCAAUCUCGUAGGCCACGCAUGGACGCUGUGGAACGAAGGUGCGGCCCUGGGAUUGAUAGAUGAUUCGUUGAAGGAGAGUUGCAACGAAUCAGAGGCGUUGAGAUGCAUCCACGUGGCGUUGCUGUGCGUGCAGCAGAGGCCCGAAGACAGGCCCAACAUGUCGGCGGCGGUGCUGAUGUUGGGCAGCGAGAAUCCUCUGCCGGAGCCCAAGCUGCCUGGAUUCUACCUCAGGAGGAAUCCGCCGGAGGCCGACACUUCUUGCUCUGCUAAUCAGGUCUCUAUAACAGUGAUGGAGCCGCGGUAGUUCAAGAGUAACGCGUACGUCCAUUGUUUUUGUCAAGCCCCUCAAACGAAAGCCAACCCAUGGGCUUGAAGUUUGCACAGGCCCAUCAUACCAUGUGCUUGAAAGACAACGAUUAAUAUUGGGGGUCGUGGAGAUUCGAACACAUGACCUUUCGGUUCUAGGCUCUGAUACCAUGUCAAGAACCAGUUGAUCCCAAUAACUCGAUUUGUUGGGAGAGAUUCAAUCGUAGAUCUUAUACCACUCUCUAACAGUUUUCGUUCAAACUUUUGAGGAGGGUUUGAAGUUGAAUGAAUGGAAAAGAUUGGAAACAAGGACGAUUUCCUUAGAAAGAUUCUUGAUAUUUAGUGUUUGUUUAUAUUGAUGGUGAAAAAUUCAAGUCAGUAGUGUUGGUAUUUAGUGUUUGUUUAACCAGGACAAAUCCUAUAGCAAAUUAAUAAAUUCAUGUUAUCUUA
Messenger RNA from Linum trigynum, 5022 nucleotides. The record is from the annotation of a GenBank genome assembly. NCBI's taxonomy places the organism in Eukaryota, Viridiplantae, Streptophyta, Magnoliopsida, Malpighiales, Linaceae.